This is a messenger RNA of Magallana angulata, 2995 nucleotides long. RefSeq lists its product as uncharacterized. Gene Ontology annotation, molecular function: scavenger receptor activity. The transcript is spliced from 4 exons. The record is from RefSeq and is a predicted model, not a curated record. Lineage: Eukaryota; Metazoa; Mollusca; Bivalvia; Ostreida; Ostreidae. Bases 1 to 1206 code for a protein of 401 amino acids.
AUGCGUGAUGAGUGUUUUAAAGUGUCAUCCAUUUUUUCAGCCAUCGAUAAUUUAUCUUACGCCAGUCAGAUACUAACUAUGUGCAAGAGAAAUCUUGAAACUGCGAAAUUAUUUGAAGAAUGUUGUUAUGGUCAUCAGUUUAAUGGGACACAUUGUUAUAUUUGUGCAGAUGGGUUUACAGGUCAGAAAUGCGAGACUCCUUGUGAUGGACUUUUUUAUGGUUAUCUCUGCAGCAAUUCGUGCGAGUGCCCUAAAAAACAUUGUCAUCAUAUAUAUGGAUGCAGUGCAAAUGAAAGUGUGGUUUCCAGCACGGCAGUUUAUACGACAGAAUUAUUUGAAUCGUCUGAAGCUACGACAUCAUAUCUCAUGGAGUCUACACGUUUCUCAGAAAGUACUACAAGAGAAUCCCAAACGACAGGAAACCAUUAUGAAAUUACAAACGUUAUCUUUAGUAAUGUUAGCGAAGAGUUUCAAAGCGAUAGAGUAAUCAUUUCCAGUGUUCCACCAGUAACCACAUCGCCGAAUUUACUUGAUAACAAUACCCUCAUCAUAGCGAUUGGUGGACUUAUAGCAUUUUUCCUUUGCAUACUCAGCAUACAGGCUUGUGUUAAACUGUAUGCAUGUAUCCGUCGAAAAUCAAAAUCAAAACGGAUUACUGAGAAAACUGAUUCGGCUAUAGACGAAGAAACAUAUGACAAUAUAAACGAAGCUAUGAUGACAGCAAUAAGUAAAGCCGAUGACCCCCAGCAGCAAGGAAAAUACUACCAACUGAAGACUUUAAACAAAGAUACAAGUAUGCCAUAUCAUAAAAUUGAUAACACAUUAGAACGCCGAUCCGCCGAAAAUCUCAAUAUAGAAAUGAAAGAUGAAUUGCACUCUUCUUUAAUCAGUAAUGAUUCGACUGGUAGUAGUAGUAAUUCAUACCUGAAACCUAGGACUAACAAACACGAAAAACACAACUACAUUGAAGUUCUGGACACCGCUUCAGCAAAUGACGAACUUGUGAAAGACUGUAUAGAAGUUCCUGACCAUGACGCAUCAUUUCCAAACUAUUUAGAGCCAAUUCACAGCCAACAUAUAGAUGGAAACGGUCAAAACUCUCUUGUUCAACGUGACAGUACCUACCAAGAUGUGAUCAAUGAAAAGCCAUUAGAAGAUACGUAUCUUGAUGUUGUUCAUUGCAUAGAAACGGGAAAUAACCCAUGAUUAUACUGAAGGGUCACCUUCAGAUAGUUUUAUUAAAGUUUAUAUUAUCUAAGCAACUUCCUUGUAUGUUCAUUUAAGUAAUAACCUAAAACUUGUGUUCUUAAAUAUAUAUCAACAUGUGAUAUGAAUAUCAUUUUUGUGAAGAAAAACUCCAUGUUUAAAAGAUGUAUAACAGAAAAUUAUAUGAUUUACAUAAAAUUGAUUAAAUUAAUUGGUAACGCGCUAAAAAAGAAUUUAAUUUAGAUAAUAUGCAGUGUGCAGUGAUUAUUAUUUUACAGUCGAUGAACACAUAACACCUUUUGGCCGAACACUUAAGGCCAAUUGCAUAUUUACCCUUUUGUUCUGAUUAAAAAACAAGAUGAGUAGAAAAAGUAUUUUGCUGGAAGAUAUAUGUUAACAAGUGUCCCUCUCCCUAAUCCCUUUUAAUUUUCAUGAACCGUUUAUCUACCUUAUCUAUAACACCCACCAGCAAAACUUUUCAAUGAGGCUUGUAUUUAUACUUUAAUUUUAAACCAUUAAAAAUCGCAACUGAUGUGUGUAAUUUGUAAUUUUAUUUGACCCUUAGUUCAAUGAAAAACUUUUGUUUGCUUUAUGAAAUUCCUUUACAUAUGUACAUAUAUUUGGAUACAAUGAAAUAUAAAUAUGUUGUUUUUUUCAACUUGGUUAAUUAACAGAUGAAGGGAGACAAAUUACUUUCCUACAAUUUUACAACGCAUGACAUUUUAAAUGUACGAAACGUUUUACUUAAGCUUAUCAACAAAAAUAUUUUAAUGAAGCAGGGUAUAAUUUUGUCUACCCUUCAUAUUUUGAUGAAAUUUCGUGUGUCGAGUUUAAUUUAUGUAUCAAUCAUAAUGAUUGUAAGACAAAAAAAAUAUUCACCUUCCCAAUUUUUUCAAAGGAUGUGUCAAAAGUUAUAUUUUUUUUACUAUAAAAUCCAUAGAAAUUGAAACUGGAGUUUAAAAAGCGCUAAAGGAUUUAUUGCAAAUUAAAAAAAAAAAAGAACUGAUCAAUAGGGAAGAUGGAUUUCCCGGAAAAAAUCACUUUUGAAAAUUAAUUUUUUGGGUAACUUUCUAUCGUACAUAUUCCUAAAUGUUUGGAAUUUGCAUUUUGAACCUAUUAUAUUGCUCUUGCAAUUUUAUUAUUCAUCUUUAAAGUUGGCAUUUUCUCAGUUAAAUGGUAUAUUUCUGCACUGUUUUUGGCCUAGAUACCCUAUAGGACCAGACUGCCCAUUAAAAAAUCUUAUAUAUUUUGAUAGGUUUUGUUCGAAGGAAUAAAUUAAGAUUGAAUUUUCUUAGGUGAACCCCAGCCCGGCCGGGUCGAACAUUGCGAAAAAACAACAAAAAAUUAAGAAACUGAUUUCUAUCAUAGUGGUCUAUAUUAUUUUCUAAAAGUGUAAGUCUUGGAUAGCUCACUAGGCUAAGGCGCUAGCAAAUAAAAGAUAAAAAAAAGGCACUGGCUAUGUCCCACACAUGACGUUUUAGUGCCCUGGUUCGAUUCCAUCUGUGGUCAUAGUUUUUUGUCUUCUUUUUUUUAAUUUUUAAAUAAAUGUCAUUAAUAAACACCGUUUUAUUUUUGUUUGAUGCAGAUUCGUGCAUCUUGUUUAUUUAACGUCGAAAUUCACAUUUGCUCUUUUAAUUAAAGAUAUCUAUGAAAAAAGUAUAUACUUGUAUAUACAUGUAAAAGCAAUCAACCCAAACUAUACCCUAGUGUAAGCACGCUUUGUUUGAGGACAAAAAUCAUUCACUCUGUAUUACUCGAGACAGAUGACACGUAAAAUAAAACAUGCAAA